AUGAACUUUGACCCAAAAUUCACCAGAAUUGUCAACACGCUUUUUUCAACUCAACAAGCACAUAUUACAGCAAGCGGUAAAAUCUCAGAACCUUUCAAAGUUGAGCGAGGAGUUAGACAAGGAGAUCCAUUAUCUCCACUAUUGUAUAUAAUAGCUUUCAAUUCACUCUUAGUAGCUCUACAACAAAACAUACAAGGCAUCAACAUUAACAACUAUGUUUUCAAACUAGCAGCAUAUGCAGAUGAUCUGACAGUGAGAUUCAGCUCUACAACAGACUGGGAUAGCUUCACAAAUACUAUUAACAAAUAUGAAAAGGCAUCAAAUGCUAAG
Molecule: messenger RNA, 330 nt
Organism: Ambispora leptoticha
Lineage: Eukaryota; Fungi; Glomeromycota; Glomeromycetes; Archaeosporales; Ambisporaceae
Source: the annotation of a GenBank genome assembly